AUGGGGGAGGACUCGGGCCGGCCGGGGCCAAUGGCCGGCGCGCAUGCUAAUGAGCGCGGCGGCGCGGGGCCGGGACCAAUGGCCGCCGCUAUUGUGGCGGCGCGCGGCGGGCGCGGGCGCAUGGCCGGGGCCGCGCCGGCCGCGCCGGGCGCCGAGGCGCUGCCGCGCGCCUUCCUGCAGAGCCUGCGCACGCUCUUCGACAUCCUGGACGACCGGCGGCGCGGCUACGUGCACCUGCGCGAGAUCGAGUCCCGCUGGCAGGGCGCCGAGGCGCGCGAGCUGCCCCGCGGCGUGCUCGAGGGCCUGCGGCGCGUGGCCCCGGCCAGCGGCCACCUGACCUUCGAGCGCUUCGUGGCCGGCCUGCGCGCCUCGCUGCCGGGCGCCGACGGCCCCGCGCCCCCCGCAGCGCCCGCGCCGCCGCCGCCGCCGCCGCCGCGCCUGCUCUUCGCGCCCGCCGACGAGCCGCGCACCGUGCUGGAGCGGAAGGCGCUGCCCGGCGCGGCCGCGGGCGCGGUGGGCUGCAGGGCCUGGGAGCCGGCGGUGGGGGACAGCCGGCGGGCGCCGCGUGCCCGGGGCCAGCGGCGAAGACACACCAUCACCAACGGCGUGGACUGUGAGCUGCUCAAGCAGCUGGAGGAGCUGGAGCAGGAGCGGGAGGUGCUGCUGCAGGGCCUGGCCAUGAUGGCGCGUGGCCGCGACUGGUACCAGCAGCAGCUGCAGCGCGUGCAGGAGCGGCAGCGCCGCCUGGGCCAGCGCAGGGCCAGCGCCGACUUUGGGGCUGAGGGGAGCCCCGGCCUGCUGGGCCGCCUGCUGCCCAAGGUCCAGGAGGUGGCCCGCUGCCUGGGGGAGCUGCUGGCUGCGGCCUGUGCCGGCAGGGCCCUGCCCUCGUCCUCAGGGCUCCCGGCCUCGCCCCCGACCCCCAGCUGGCAGCAGCAGACCAUCGCCAUGCUGAAGGAGCAGAACCGGCUCCUCACCCAGGAGGUGACGGACAGGAGUGAGCGCAUCACCCAGCUGGAGCAGGAGAAGUCGGCUCUCAUCAAGCAGCUGUUCGAGGCCCGUGCCCUCAGCCAGCAGGACGCUGGGCCUCUGGACUCCACGUUCAUCUAGCGGCCCUCCGGGCCAGACUGACAGCCACUGGCCCACCAGGAGCUCACCCUUUGGUCCCCAACCUCCACCCUCUGCUCCCCAAACUCCUCCUGGCCCUUGGGACACCCACACUGCCUCAGUCCUGGUGAGGCUGCAGAGUGGACAGGGUGUGGGGCGGACACCGCAUGGAACUGUGCUGCACUGUCAGUGGACAGUGCAGGACCAACCCCGUGUUUACAAGGUCUGGGGCAGCCUUGCCCACGUGUUUACAGCUGUCCUGUCUCCUGUGACUUGGGGUCCCAGUAAAACACUCCCAGGACACAGACUGCA
This is a messenger RNA of Sorex araneus (European shrew), 1416 nucleotides long. RefSeq names its product suppressor APC domain containing 2 (gene SAPCD2). The record is from RefSeq and is a predicted model, not a curated record. The transcript has 7 exons. Lineage: Eukaryota; Metazoa; Chordata; Mammalia; Eulipotyphla; Soricidae. Bases 1 to 1107 code for a protein of 368 amino acids.